GUCUCAGCCGUGAACCUCCCGCCCGGGCUUCAAUAUGGACCCAGGCAGGCAGUCGGCAGAGCGGUGGCGGAGCUCACUGAAGUCGGCUUCGGAAGGAACCGUCCCGUCAUGGAUAUGGGCUGUGCUUACCAUAGCUUUUCGAAGGGUGAGCUUCGUGUCCAGCUGGACCUUCGUGACUUCCCGGAAGUGAUGAAGCUGAUUUCCUCGUCCAUGUCAAGCAUGACUUGCCAUCACCCUGGCAUCGAAGGCCUCAAUGUCAUCGCUCGCCACUACGAGGGUCCGUCGGAGAAGGACCGCUUGGCUUUCCAUGCGGACAACUUUGUGGUCGGGGAGUGGGUGUUCGGGUGCAUCUUGCGGCAGGAUUCCGAGGACGAUGCGUUGACGCUCUGCUUCCGAGAGCGAGACGGCCCCCGCGAGUUUUGCAUGAAGGAGGAGGCUGGCCACCUCUACCGACAGACGGCUGAGGCGAGGCAUCAUUGGAGCCAUGGUAUACCUGCCGGAGGACGAGGCCCUGUGCGCCAGUCCCUGACCUGGCGAUGGCUCCGCCCCAGCUUUCUGCUGUGGAGUGCCUUGGAGCAGCGCUGCGACCGAUGGCGACAGGGCCGAUGGCUCCGAGACUUCGUCGCAGCCUGUCAAGCCGCGGGCAUUGAGCACGAGGUCGUGCAACAGUUCCUGCAACGCUGGCUGCCGGUGUGUGCGCCAGCUGCAUGGGAGGUCCCUCCCCCGGAUCAGCGAAAGCAGGGGCCAAAGCUGCCCCGAACUCUGCAGCAACGCCUGGAGAGGAGGUUUGCCGCAAGCACUUCAGGCCCGCGAGCAGCCAAG
This is a messenger RNA of Symbiodinium sp. CCMP2456, 822 nucleotides long. The record is from the annotation of a GenBank genome assembly. NCBI's taxonomy places the organism in Eukaryota, Dinophyceae, Suessiales, Symbiodiniaceae.